Manis pentadactyla (Chinese pangolin) is the source of this 4531-nucleotide messenger RNA. RefSeq names its product SH2 domain containing 4A (gene SH2D4A). Gene Ontology annotation, cellular component: cytoplasm. Gene Ontology annotation, molecular function: phosphatase binding. Bases 345 to 1706 code for a protein of 453 amino acids. The transcript has 10 exons. NCBI's taxonomy places the organism in Eukaryota, Metazoa, Chordata, Mammalia, Pholidota, Manidae. The record is from RefSeq and is a predicted model, not a curated record.
GAACGGCUGGGCUCGGGCUGGGCUCGGGCAGGAGGGCCUCCGCCGCGCCGCACGCUCCGCGCCCCCGCCCCGCGGCCCGCGCGCUCUGGGGUGGGGCCGGGCCCGCGCCCGGACCGGGAGGGCGCCGACCCCCGCCGCGCUGCAGGUUCACGAACGGUGUUUUGAACGGGGUGUUUCAUGCCGAGAACCAAGAGCCGGCUUGCUAAGUUACUGUCCCAGUGGCUCGGGAUCACCCCAAGGCUCUGGGCAGCUGUGGGUGCGACCAAGUCCAGCCCAAGCGGGGUUCACUGGGACACCAUUUUCAAGAAGUUUCCCUGCAGGUGUAAUACUCCACGCCUGCAAAGAUGCUGAAACAGAUACUGUCAGAGAUGUACAUCGAUCCUGAUCUGCUGGCAGAGCUCAGCGAAGAGCAGAAGCAGAUCCUGUUCUUCAAGAUGAGGGAGGAACAGAUCCGCCGAUGGAAAGAAAGAGAAGCAGCAAUGGAAAAACAGGAGAGCUUGCCAGAGAAAUCCAGACCCAAGAAAGAGAACGGCAAGUCUGUCCGCUGGAAACUGGGAGCUGAUAAGGAAGUCUGGGUCUGGGUGAUGGGAGAACACCACCUAGACAAGCCCUACGAUGUGCUCUGUAAUGAAAUCAUUGCCAAGAGGGCUCAGCUGAAAGCAGAGGAGGAAGCGGAAGAGCCGAGAAAACCUCAGUGCAGAGACUUCACCAGUAGCGUGCAGACACAAUCACAGCACCCUGACCGGCGAGUGGCAGGUGCCCGGGACCCGCAGCGCGUCGGGGAGGAAGCCUCCGCAGGGGCGGCGCCGAGGCCGGGCUCUGGACCGGACCGGCCCCCCGGGCCGGAGGAGACCCCGUCACCCUCCAGUUCCUCAAGAAAUAUUCAACGAAUGUUGGCAGAUUCUAUCAAUCGUAUGAAGGCAUAUGGAUUUCACCAGAAGAAAGAAUCCAUAAAGAAAACACAAGAUGAAGAAAUAAAACAAAUAGAUGAGGAAAGAACCAAGCAGAUUUAUAAGAGCUGGAAAGAAGAUUCGGAGUGGCAGGCGUCUUUGCGAAAAUCCAAAGCAGCAGAUGAGAAGAGGCGCUCCUUGGCCAAACAAGCACGGGAGGACUACAAGAGGUUGUCCUUAGCAGCCCAAAAGGGAAGAAGCAACGAGGGACCACAAGGCUCCCCAGAUGUUCCACAGAAACCCAAAAGGCCCCCCCUUCCACCCAAACCUCAGUUCCUAAACCCAGUGGGAUACCUUCGAACGCCUGUUAGAAACCCAGGCGUGACAAGGACGGCAUCCAGCUCUGCCCAGGAGGACAUUGUGCGGUGGUUUAAAGAGCAGCAGAUGCCACUGCGGGCGGGCUUCGAGCAAAGCUCGGACAGCAUAGCACCCUGGUUCCAUGGCAUUCUCACGCUAAAGAGAGCCAACGAGCUUCUGAGCACCUGCGCGCCGGGCAGCUUUCUGAUCCGCGUCAGCGAAAGGAUCAAAGGCUACGCCCUGUCCUACCUGUCCGAGGACGGCUGCAAGCAUUUCCUCAUAGACGCCUCUGGGGACUCCUACAGCUUCCUGGGGGUGGACCGACUGCAGCACGCCUCGCUGGCCGCGCUGGUGGAAUACCAUAAGGAGGAGCCCCUCACUUCCCUGGGGCAGGAGCGCCUUCUGUACCCCUGCGGUCAGCGGGACCAGCCGCCCGACUACGUGGAGCUGUUUGGGUGACGGCCCCCAGCGUGUCCCGCGGCCUCCAGCUGGGCUUUCCUCCGGACAAAUACUGCUGAAACGGACAUCUAUGCGUGAGGCCAAAGUCCCCCUGCAGCGAGCCAGUACCCAUCAACCCAAGCAUCUCAGAGCCCCCUGGAAAUCCCUGCGCCAACGUUGGGCUUCAGUGUUAAAAGUACCUCUGCAUCAUGCGUUCCCAAAGAAAAGGGAGAAGACCCCCAAUUUCAGCAGCUAUCUAAGCUGAAGGAUGUACCCUUAAUGACGUAUGUUAGAUAAAAACAACAGAGAAACUGAAGCCCGUUAGGGAUGGAGUACUUCAAGAACCGUAGCUGUGUGAGCUCCUUCCUGACCUCCACGCGCUGUCUUUGCAUCAUCUCAAAAAGUCUCGGGUCCUGUUUGCACGAAGUACCAUGCUGGCCUCGGGAGGCUGGCAAGGAAGCCUUUCCUAGAGGCUGGGGUGACUCGGCAGACGCAGUGCCCCUGGGGGGCGGGUGGGAGCCAGGAUGGAAGGCACACAGGGAAACCCAAGCUGGUAAUGCACACUGAAUGAGUUGUUUUAAAAUGUAGGAUUUUAACAAGAGAGGCUCAACUCGUUGGGGGGAAAACAAACCACCGCUGCGCACUGUGGCUGGCGGGUGAGUGUGCGUCCCGGGCGCUUCCUCACCGAGAACCGGGCCGGCCCUCACCCCGUGCGCCUCAGCCUCUGUGGGCGACCCCGGACGGGGACGUGCACGCCGGCGGAGGCGCCACUUACCAGUGGAACAGUCGCGGGCCCGCGCGCCGUUCGGGUGCUGCUUGAGGGGGGCUGUGUCCCCAAAAAGAGAUGCUGACGUGCAGCCCCGUGCCCGUGCCCUGCUGCAGGCCCGGGGUCUCUGCUGGCGCGUCAGGGUCAGAGGCGGUCCCACCGCGGGAGGCGGGCCGGAAUCCGCGCCGGCGGCCGGGGGAGGAAAGGGGGGCUCAGACAGAGGCGCUCGACGGGGCGGCUGCAGGCCGCGGCUCCCCGGGGCCUGGGACGGAGGCUCCUCCCGGCACCCUGAUUUCAGACUUCCAGCGCCCAGAAGUGAGAAAGGGGCGCGUCUCGUCCGACGCCACGGGGCCCCGUGGCCGACUGUCAGGGCGGCCUGGGGGACGAAGACGGAAGUUUGUGUCGUUUCGGGGCCUGCCGCGGGUCGCGCCCCGUUUGUUGCUGUGCAGCCUGCGCGCCUCACGAUGCAGCAGGCGCAGGCGUGGCGGCGGCGCCCGCCUGGCCCUGCAGGCGCGCACAGCCGCGGGAGUCCAGCCCCAGCCCGGCGUCAGCACAAGAACGACACAGAGGGCUGCGCAGCUGCUUGGGGAAAAUACCAGUUGACAAUGUAAAACAACCAGAGAAGAGGGCAGGGCGGUUGGGGCUGGGGUGUGCCUGUGCUCCACUGAAAGGGCUUUUAAACAGACCAUUGUUAGGAGUCUCUUGAAAUUUCCAUGUGGUUUCCACUGUCUGAGAGACGACUCUUAGCUUUUGUUCCUAAGUGUGAUUCCAACAGCCAUGACAUUACAGAGAGCACAGCGCUGGGCGUCGGAGACUUCUACUUCAUCCCUAUCUCUGCCCAUCCCUGCUCUGCGAUUCGGACAGGUUCCUUUACCUCUCUGAACCUCAGGUUUCAUUUCUAAUUUUAAAAAAGGCAUCUUUUGUAUUGAUAUAUAAUUGACAUUUAACACAAUUAGUUUCAGGUGUACAACAUAAUGAUUCAGUAUUUGUAUAUGCUGCAAGAAUGAUCAGUACAAUGAGUCUAGUUACCAUCCGUCACCAUACAAAGUUACAAAAAAAAUUUUUCUUAUGAGAUUAAGAUUUACUCUCAGCAACUUUCAAAUACGUAAUACAGUGUUACUGACUAUAGUCACCAUGCUAUAUAUACAUCUGCAUGACUCAUUUAUUUCGUAACUGGACAUUUGUACCUCUUGAUCCCCUUCACCCGAUCCACCCACCCCAGAAAUCCCUUCCCCUUUGGUGCCCACCUGUCUGUUCUCUGUAUUCAUGAGUUUUGUUGAUUUGUUUUUAUGUACCACAUAUAUGUGAAGUCCUAUGGUAUUUGUCUUUCUCUGUCCAGCUUAUUUUGUUUAGCGUGAUACCCUUUAGGUCCUUCUAUCUUGUCACAAAUGGCAAGAUUUCAUUCAAUGGUUGAGUAGUGUCCAUUGCAUAUAUCUUCUUUAUCCAUUCUUUGCCCACAUCUUCUUUAUCCACUCAUCUAAUGGCUUAAAUAAUUCAGAAAUGAGUUAAAACAAAAUGAGGUGGAAAAGGCCUGAAUUCUCAUCCUAGCUCUGCUCUCACACUCCUGACACUAGUUAGACACUUCCACUGACAGACAUUUCCAUUGCUUCCAUAUCUUGGCUAUUGUAAAUAAUGCUUCAAUGAAUGGGGGGUGCAGAUAUCUUUUUGAAUUAGUGUUUUGUUUUCUUCAGAUAAAUACCCAGAAGUAAAAUUGCUAUCGUAUGAUAGUUCUAUUUUUAAUUUUAAGAAGGUAUUUGAACUAGGUGAUCUUUAUUAUUUUCAUCAAGCCCUGAAAUCAAGGUUCUGGAAUAAACAGAAAAGUACACUCUUGUCACUAAUCAUAAUGAAGACAUAAGGUCCCAGCAUCACCCUCUGCCUAAAAUAACCUUGGAGGAAAUAGAAUCACAUCCACAUAUAACUACACUAAGUGACAUCCUACUGGAGGAACAUUUAGAAAACAGGAAAUAACCUGACCUAUUUAACUUGUAUUAUAAGGGGAGCAGACUGGAGUUCUGUGCUGUUUUAUCCUGUUGGCUGUUGCUAUUCAGAGGAAUAAACUGUCCAGUGUUUGAUGACAUGA